Molecule: messenger RNA, 379 nt
Organism: Closterium sp. NIES-67
Lineage: Eukaryota; Viridiplantae; Streptophyta; Zygnematophyceae; Desmidiales; Closteriaceae
Source: the annotation of a GenBank genome assembly
CUAGGGAAAUGCGAGAACACAAGUUCUAUGCUCGUUUAUGGAAAUGCCAUUUCUACAAACGCGAGCUGGAAUACCUCGGUCAUCUUGUCGGGAACAACGGACUUAAAGUCGACCCCAAGAAGGUGGUGGCUGUUCAGAAUUGGCCCGUCCCACAGGACGUGGGUCAGAUCAGGUCCUUCCUAGGCCUGGCCAAUUAUUUCCGCUGGUUCUUGGAAAAUUACUCGACUGUCAUUGCCCCUCUAACAGCACUCACCCGAAAAAGUACUGCAUGGGAGUGGACUCGACAAUGCCAAGAGGCAUUUGACAAAGUCAAAACAAAGCUGACCAAUGCUCCGGUUUUGACGCCUCGACAGUAGGGAUUAGGGCGGUACUCUUGCAG